AUUCCAAACCUUCACAAUUUUCUCUUUAAAUACAAAGCAUCACUCUCUUUGCUUCCUCAGCUAAAGCUUCACUCAUAUAAAUAUAUCCUCUAUCUCUUCUAACAUUCCAUAUACCACCAGCUUACCCAAUAAAAAAAUAAUAAUUCUAGCUCUGGCUAUUCCUAUGUUAUUAGCUUAUAACUCGAUCUUUACUAUUUUGCUCAUUCCAAACUUCUUGGCUCUUACUUUUCCAGCUAAGUGGAGAUUUCUUGCUUCUAAGUAGCCAAGUGUAGAAAUUGUGCUAAUGUUGUUGGACACGAAGUUCUAGCAUCUUUAAGGUAGCAAGAAGCAUAAUAAUUGUGUUGCCUGUUGUAACUUUUAAGGGAGGAGUACAAAAAAUGGAGAAUGGUUGGAGCUGGGAGCAAAAGACAUUGAUUACUGAGCUAAUCCAAGGGAUGGAACUAGCAAAACAGUUGAGGGCUCAUUUGAAUGCAACGUCAUCAGUUGAAACUAGGGACAUGUUAGUGCGGAGGAUACUAUCUUCUUAUGAGAAGGCUCUCUUGAUUCUCAACGGGGGUGGAUCAAUGGGACAACCACAAAAUGCUGGAGUCUCUGCUGGUGUUCCAGAGUCCCCCAGAUCCAUUAACGGAAGCUCUCGAAGUGAUGAUUUUGAUGGGAGUGUUAAGGAUAAUCAGGGCUAUAACGAGGCCUCAAAGAAGAGAAAGACCACUCCCAGAUGGACAGAUCAGGUUAGAGUCAGUACUGAUAAUGGACUAGAGGGGCAUCAUGAUGAUGGCUUUAGCUGGAGAAAAUAUGGGCAGAAAGAUAUUCUAGGAGCAAAAUAUCCUAGAAGCUAUUACAGGUGCUCCUACAGAAAUACUCAGAAUUGCUGGGCUACAAAGCAAGUGCAGAGAUCAGAUGAAGAUCCCACCGUAUUUGAGAUCACAUACCGAGGAACGCACUCUUGUGCUCAUGGAAACCAAUCAGUCCCAUCACCGGAAAAACAAGAAAAGAAACGAAAGAAUACCAAUAACAACUGUCAACAACAGCAAUCACAGCAAGCCCUCUUUAACUUCCACAACAGCUUAAGGGUUAAUACAGAGGACUUCGACAAUAAAGAGAUGGUAUCUCCCUUCUCUUUUCCUUCUACAAAUGGAUGCACAAAGAGUGAGGGCAGUUUUUCUCCAUUUAUAUCUCCAGCCACACCUGAACCAACUCACUACUCACUUUCACCAUUCCAGAUGAACAAUUUUGUAGGAGUUCAAAAUUUGCAACAUUUGGAAUCGGAUUUCACCGAUAUAAUUUCAGCCAACACAUCAGCCACCAAUUCUCCAAUUGUGGACUUGGAUUUCUCACUUGAUCAAGUGGAAUUGGUUCCCGACUUUCCAUUUGACUCACCAGGAUUUUUCUCAUAAUUUCAUCUAGACACUGGAAAUAAGAAAGGAAAAGGUGCUGCAUUUGUGUGCAAUUCAACACACUGGCUGGUUCUGCCUGUGGAACCUAGCUUGUAUUAUAAAUGAGGCGAGGAUGCAUGUAAAAUAGGAUUAGCUAUGACAGCAUUGCAAAAUUUUGAAGUUUCCUACAAAUAACAUCUGUAAUUGUUUUGCUUCUAAAUAUCAAAUUCCAUUAACUUACACAAACUUCCAACCUCGGUAGACAAUUCAGCAGCAGAUGAGAGGCAACGGCAUGUUAAUUUCUAGGACAUAAAAGAGAAAUUUAAAGCCAAAGGAAAGGUAAAAACUUUAGAAUUCUCGUAAAAUGAGAAUAAAUUUAAAUAUCAUGGAGAGACAGUACAGUACAAUGGAUUCAUCACUCUUGUUGAACAUGAUCUUUUACAUGAUAGCUGGCAAAGACAUUCUGUCAUUCUUAGGAUAUCACACAUACUGAUGAAGUUUCUAAAGACAAUAACCACAUAUCAAGAUUGUACCCUUAGAAAUAUAUACGAUUUACUAAAUGCUAAGUUGGAAAUUUGUGUUCCUUAUAAGCGUUUUGAAUAUCUCGAGCAUUCAGUUGGAAUUGAAGGCUUGAUGCAUAGGUGCACUUGGCGGAGCAGAAGUGACAUGGACUGCAGAAAGUAUAGAGUAUUCUCUGCAAAAAGUGGAAAAAGAGAAAGAGCACUGAGCCCUGUUUUCCAAGUAAAGAAGGAGAUAUUGUGCUCGAAUAAACUAACCGAACUUAUGUAGUGUACCUAGAUGGAAGACUUCUUCUCCUCUUCGAUUGCUGAAACAGGAUCUGAUGAUCUUUUUCUGGAACCACUUGCAUUCCUAAGAGCUUGUCUUAGCCCCAAGACAAUGAAUAAGUUGGUUAGAGUGAGAAGUGCCUCAGCCCCACCGUGCAACCAAUCCAUCCACAUUAGGUAAGGAAGUACCAUAACGCACCUUCGCUGCCUCAACCAUGCAACCAUCAAGUCCCAAUAGAAAGUUAAGACAUAGGCAUGAAGAAUAAAGCUGAUGAAUGUUCAAGUAAAAUCCUAUUUAAUGGGAGAAGUUACCAUAAAUUCUAGCCGGGACUGCUCAACAGAAGUGAAGCCACCAAGGUACAAUUACGAAGAAAGACAUAUAGCUUACAAAAGCUGUUGACAACAAUAAACAUCCCAAACAUGUAUAGAGCAAGAAAUAUUAAGUUAACCAGGAAAAAUUUCAGGCAGAAGGAUGUGUGUUAAAACUCCACCAAAAUUAUACAUCAACAUAUAUCAAGUUAAUUCUCAAGUUUUGAUCCUACUAUACAACAUCAUAUCUCAUUAAUGGCACCAGUACAAUGCCAAUUGCAUAACAAUUUCUUCUUUUUAAAGGAACAAGUUUGGCUGUUUCCCUUAAUCCGUUCAUUCACAAGAACUUCUAGAGUCAGUUCCACUUUUACUAAUUUCUACAUUUAAUCCACCAAAUAAUUAAAAGUCCUAAACUUCAAAAUUCACCACCCAGAAAUUUCAGAAACUUCAAGCACAAAAAAAAAAAAACAGAAUCAAAA
Molecule: messenger RNA, 2946 nt
Organism: Populus trichocarpa (black cottonwood)
Lineage: Eukaryota; Viridiplantae; Streptophyta; Magnoliopsida; Malpighiales; Salicaceae
Product: probable WRKY transcription factor 41
Exons: 3
Coding region: 378-1394 (338 amino acids)
Biological process (GO): regulation of DNA-templated transcription
Cellular component (GO): nucleus
Molecular function (GO): transcription cis-regulatory region binding; DNA-binding transcription factor activity
Source: RefSeq, a predicted model, not a curated record